Oncorhynchus tshawytscha (Chinook salmon) is the source of this 4326-nucleotide messenger RNA. It is a transcript of the gene golga5, whose product is annotated as golgin A5. Gene Ontology annotation, cellular component: Golgi membrane; Golgi cisterna. Lineage: Eukaryota; Metazoa; Chordata; Actinopteri; Salmoniformes; Salmonidae. Bases 540 to 2915 code for a protein of 791 amino acids. The transcript has 13 exons. Gene Ontology annotation, biological process: Golgi organization; retrograde transport, vesicle recycling within Golgi. The record is from RefSeq and is a predicted model, not a curated record.
UCGCCCUUGUACUCCAUCUAAACAACAAACACAUUUUAAACUUUGGAAAGUGGUCAAGUCUUCCAACUUAGCCCUCUCUAUUCGUAACAUAUUUUAGUUUUGGGAACACAAAACGGUAUUGAGAUCAAAUGUUUCAUGAUGAGAAAAUUUGCUGAAUAUCGGCCAAAUUCCAUCUCCCCUACUUGGAUUCCUCUCAUCACCUUGGUGUUGAGUGGAAAUGUCCAACCGGAUACUUCAGAUUUAUACAUUCGGUGAAACGUCUGGUUUUACUGUUCUAUCUGUGUCAAAAUCCUGACAGCUGGCUUGUAUUUUAAUCAGGCAUCGAGAUAGGCGUUCUGUUUUUGGGGGUCCUUGCGUUAGUUCCUGGUCCACGUAUGAGACAGAUCCAAACGCUAAUAUUUACCUAACAAAGAUUUACCAGAUAAUGUGUAAAUGUGACACUAUAGUCGAUCUGUUGAUUAUUCAUCCCGGUCUAUAAAUUGUCUGGGAUAUUUAUUUAUUUUUAGUUUUGGACGUCGCUGUUGUUAUACGGAUGCAGAAUGUCUUGGUUGGCUGACCUGGCAGGGAAAGCUGAAGACUUCCUGAAUAAAGUGGAUGCAGGAGCUGCCAGCCUGACCAAACCCCAAGGCCGCACCUCCUCCUUCUCCUCAGCCUACGAUGCUCCUGACUCCACUGAAACCUCUCAGUACAGUAGCACCGGCUACAGCAACAACACAUCAGAGACACAGCAACACCCCUAUGGGAACUCCACCUCCCACAACGCAUCAGGAUCUGGUUUCAUUACUGCAGCUGCUGGCAACAUAAAAAAAUCCAAAGGUUCCCUGUUGACUAGCUCAGCCACAGUCUCCACUACCAGCACCCUUCCCCUGGGGUCUUCCAGCACUGCCUCCUCCUCCAGCUCCAUCAAACCCUCCUCCAGCUUUGUGAGGCCCAGUAAGAAGAGUCAGAGUGAGCAAGAUGUAGAUGAUGACCUGUUGUUUGACUUCCUUAACAGCUCAGACCCUCCGGCGGCCAACGAGAGGCGGGAGGUCAGACCAAGAGAUCCUCUCAGAGUAUCUCCUGAAGGAUCAGGCUCCCCACAGCCAGCACCUCCUGUCUCGGCUGCUGCCCCCAUCAUGGUCCCCUCAGCCCCCUCCACGCCCCCCUCCCUACGGGGCAUGUCGCGAACCUCCAGCUACAGCUCUCUGUCCACCAGUACUCACAGUGCCAAAACAGGGGGUUCGGAGGAUGGCUCUGCCAAAGAAAGUCAAGACACACCUGAUGGUUCUGACUCUGGGUUGGCUGUUCCCCAGUCUAUCACCUACCUAUCAGAGUCUCCGGCCACAUACGAGGCCCCUCCCCCAGCCCUGGCCCCGCCCCCUAUAGAGGAGCAGCAGAGUCAGAUGAUGUCCAGUCUGCGUUUGGAGAACCAGCUACUGAGGUCAGAGGUCACCUCCCUCAACCAGGAACUGGCAUCCAUCAUCCAGAGAGCCAAAGACACUCAGGAGGAAUUGAACCAGGCACGGUUACGCACAGAGAAGUGGAAUUCAGACCAGUCUCGCACAGACCGCACAGUCAGGGAGCUGCGGUCGCAGGUUGAUGACCUCACAGAGGCCCUCGGUGCUAAGGACGGGCAGUUGGCCGUGCUAAAAGUCAGGCUGGAUGAGGCAGAUCAGUUACUGAAGUCACGGAGCUCUGCUCUGGAGGAGGCACAGACUGAGAGGUCCCGGAUCCUCCAGGACCACACAGAAGGAAGCAGUAUGCAGUCCCAGGCCAUGACGACCAUGCAGGAGAGACUGAGGGAGGCAGACAUGGCUCUACGCAGGGAACAGGAUGGCUAUAGACAGAUGCAGAGUGAGUUUGCGGUGCGGCUAUCCAAGGUGGAGGCUGAGAGGCAGACGCUAGCGGAGGCAGUGACGGGCGCAGAGAGACGGGCUUCGGAUGACAAGCACCGGGUCGAGGACCUCCAACAGCAGAUGAGGAGUGCCCGGAACGCAGCCGAGACUGCCAAGCAGGAGUUACAGGACUAUAAAAGCAAAGCCUCCCGCAUACUACAGUCCAAAGAGAAGCUGAUCAGCAGCCUGAAGGAGGGGUCAGGCUUGGAUGGUCUGGAAGGAGGAGGAGCCGGAGUUUUGGAGCUGGAGGAGCUUAGACAUGAGAAGGAGCUGCAGAGAGACGAGAUCCAGAAACUACAGGGACAGAUGCAGACGCUCCGAGCUGAGAUACAAGACUUGGAGGUAGCGGCCCUGACUGAGGCAGAGACGUGGCGAGAGCAGCAGCUGGAGAACCAGGAGCAACAGGCCCGACAGACCAGAGCCAAGCAGGAAGUGGAGGCCGAGGUGGAGCGCUACAAACAGGAGCUACAGUAUGUAGAGGAGGAAAACCACCGUGCCAAGACAACACUGCAGAGUCGCAUCAAGGAUCGGGAAGAUGAGAUCCAGAAACUCAGAAACCAGCUGACCAAUAAGGCUCUGAGCAGCAGUAGCCAGGUGGAGCUAGAGAGCAGGUUACACCAGCUGACGGAGACUCUGAUCCAGAAACAGACCAUGUUGGAGUCCCUGGGAACAGAGAAGAGCUCACUGGUCUUUCAGCUAGAGAGGCUGGAGACCCAGCUGAAGAGCGUCCAGGGAGGAGGAGGGCAGACCGGGGGGCCGGCCAUUAACAUGAGCAGCAUGGAGAGCCCAGGAACACGACAGAGGAAUGCACCAAUCCUGUUCAACGACCACGACAGUCCAGGAGUGUAUGGCCAGGUACGCAAGGCAGCCAGCACCAUCGACCGGUUCAGCAUCCGGUUAGGAAUCUUCCUGAGACGCUACCCCAUGGCUCGGGUUUUUGUAAUACUGUAUAUGGCACUACUGCACCUAUGGGUCAUGAUUGUUCUGUUGACCUAUUCUCCAGAGAUGCAUGAGAUCCACGACCAUCCUGCAGGGACAUAGAACUCAAGGCCUGAACGAUGUCAUGAUAGAGAUUUUUAUAUAUAUAUAUAUAUAUGUAUAUGUGUGUGUGUAUGUUGUUUUGAUCUGGGGUAAGGUGAAGAUGUUUUCUCUUUGUCAUCAAAGACUAGCCUGGUGCCAGAUCUGUUUGUGCUGUUCAGACCUGCCUACCAUGCACACAACUUUAGGUCAAAAGUAUGCUGGUGUGGAGGGGGACCUUUAAAAUAACACACAUAGGCUUUUUAAAUCGGCGAAUUGUGGCUUUUGACUCAACCGUCAGAAGUUGGAGCUGAGCUAAUCAGAGGAGGAAAAUCUAUCUCUCAGCUACAGCCGGUAACCCUAAAGUCACAGUACUCUCUCUCAGCUACAGCCGGUAACCCUAAAGUCACAGAACUCUCUCAGCUACAGCCGGUAACCCUAAAGUCACAGUACUCUCUCAGCUACAGCCGGUAACCCUAAAGUCACAGUACUCUCUCUCAGCUACAGCCGGUAACCCUAAAGUCACAGUACUAUCGCUCAGCUAACUAUCGCUCAGCUACAGCCGGUAACCCUAAAGUCACAGUACUCUCUCAGCUACAGCCAGUAACCCUAAAGUCACAGUACUAUCGCUCAGCUAACUAUCGCUCAGCUACAGCCGGUAACCCUAAAGUCACAGUACUCUCUCAGCUACAGCCGGUAACCCUAAAGUCACAGUACUCUCUCAGCUACAGCCGGUAACCCUAAAGUCACAGUACUCUCUCAGCUACAGCCGGUAACCCUAAAGUCACAGUACUCUCUCAGCUACAGCCGGUAACCCUAAAGUCACAGUACUCUCUCAGCUACAGCCGGUAACCCUAAAGUCACAGAACCAUUUCUCAGGCUGGAUGGGAGGUCUCCGCCACGCCCGUUGAUACCACUGAUGUGUGAGGGGGGAAAAAAGGAGAACGAAUUGUUUUGCUUAAUUAAUACAUUUUCCAAAAUUGUGUGUUUAGUCAAGCACAUAACCACUAUUAUUUUGUAGUUAGCGCCUUGGUUAAGGCGUCAUUACGACGAACGUAAGUUAGCUACAGCAUGUAUUAAACGAACCGAGAACAUUUUCUUGACUGCACACGUUUUUGUUCUCCGUAACACGAGAGCGUUGACGAGCGACGGGGGGGGGAUGUGCGCAUCGUUGCGCGGAUAGGAAACGGUCAUGGCAGAGAGAGCUCCUCCACCCGGUACCGUCCUUCACAGAAAGUUAUGUUAAGACGUUUUAACGAUUACUAGGCGAAUGUUAAUGGAUCCGUUUUUUUGAUCUGUCCUCUUGAUUAUAGCUAGAUGUCAACAGAAGGCUGCUAAUGCUGUAGUAAAUCAGUUCACCAAUGACAACGAGGCAUGUUGAAUGAAUGGUAGUCUAGUAGUCAGACCUGAUGGAUGAGAUCAGGGAUCGAGAUCU